AUGGGGCCACAAGAAAAACGCCCCUACAUGUACACCAACCAGCUGCGUUUUCUCAGGCCAGUCAUGGAUUUGAGGCCUACUGUGGACAGUCUUGAAGAUCCAGAAUCACAGCAGUCCGAUGUUGGAGGGGCAGAUACACCAGCGGUGUUUUUACCAGAACCCAGUCCUACACAUCAACCCCUUGAAGAACACGAGCAGCAGACGGGGGAACCUGCAAGGGCUGCAGAAGUGUUCACCGAGGAAACCCAAAGGCCACAGACUCGGCGUAGGAGGGCUGCCCCUCAGGCUUCUUCUGGGCUAGUUACUAAAGAAUUGAUUGACUCUCAAGUCAUUCAGUACCUAGCCCAGAAGAGGACUGAAGUGCGGGAGGAAACUAUGAUGAGGGGCCUGGCUCCUUUAUUGCAACGGGUACCAGCUGAGAACCAGGCAACGUGCAUGGCGUCCCUGCCCCUGGUGCUGGAGAUGUAUGGCCACCCAUACCAGGGGGACAUACAUACUCUCAUUGAACGGGUCAGGCGCCAAGUGGUGUUGCCACAAAAUCCACAGCCACCACCUUCCCACCUCAGCCACCCACAUGCCAAGGACAAUCUUGCCCACCACCAAUGUAUAUCUGUCCCAAAGCCAGAACCAGCCUUUGUCUCAAGGCAAUUAUCCUGCCCCUUAUCCAAAAGGGGCCCAGGAUCCAGGACAUGGUCGUCCCGGACCCUCAUAUGCAGCAGGAUCCUUCACCAGGGAUGUUUUUGA
This is a messenger RNA of Bufo bufo (common toad), 744 nucleotides long. RefSeq lists its product as uncharacterized. Bases 1 to 744 code for a protein of 247 amino acids. NCBI's taxonomy places the organism in Eukaryota, Metazoa, Chordata, Amphibia, Anura, Bufonidae. The transcript is spliced from 2 exons. The record is from RefSeq and is a predicted model, not a curated record.